This is a messenger RNA of Ustilago hordei, 708 nucleotides long. RefSeq lists its product as uncharacterized. Gene Ontology annotation, molecular function: nucleic acid binding. The coding region runs from base 1 to 708 and encodes 235 amino acids. NCBI's taxonomy places the organism in Eukaryota, Fungi, Basidiomycota, Ustilaginomycetes, Ustilaginales, Ustilaginaceae. The transcript is spliced from 2 exons. The record is from RefSeq and is a predicted model, not a curated record.
AUGGAUGAGACUGGGUUUCUCAUUGGACAAAGUCAAUGCCAAUACAUCAUUGGCAAGAACCACAUGCAGGGCUGGUACCACAAUCACACUGCAGCUAAGGACUGGGUCUUUGCAACAAGCCAGAAUGGCUGGACUGACAAUGAGCUUGCACUACACUGGCUCAAGGACUGCUUUGACAAGCACACCAAGCAAAGGGCUCAAGGAAAGUAUCAGCUGCUUAUCCUUGAUGGUCAUGGCUCCCACAUCACAGCUGAGUUCAUUCAGCAAGCAUGGGACUCCUGCAUUGUCUGUCUCUGCCUUCCUCCCCAUGCAACACACCUCCUACAGCCACUUGACAUCAUGAUAUUUGGACCUUUGCAGCAAGCCUUCACCAAGGAGGUUGACAAGUUUGCUGGAGCAAAUCUUUCAAUCAGUAAGAAGGAUUUCAUCGACAUGUACAGCAAAUCACAACAGGUCAUAACAAGCACCUUAGCAUCACAAGCCUUCAGAGAUGUUGGGAUCAACUCAAAGCUCCACCCAGAGAAGGUUCUAUGGCACAUGCCCAGCUACCAUCGAGAAUCAACACCUCCAUCUUCAGCUCCUGCAGUUGAGGAGACUCCAACAACUCCUUCUACUCCAGAGGAAGCAAAGAAGAUGUUAGCACAGAUGUAUGCCAUCAUGGAUCAGGAUCAAGAAGAACAGCAGGCACUUCUGGCAAGCAAUCACUGA